Messenger RNA from Branchiostoma floridae (Florida lancelet), 7216 nucleotides. Its product is annotated as slit homolog 2 protein-like. Lineage: Eukaryota; Metazoa; Chordata; Leptocardii; Amphioxiformes; Branchiostomatidae. Gene Ontology annotation, molecular function: heparin binding; calcium ion binding; Roundabout binding. The record is from RefSeq and is a predicted model, not a curated record. Gene Ontology annotation, biological process: axon guidance; negative chemotaxis.
UUGGUAGAGAAUACUUCAUCAAAACGGCUUGCCGAGCAUCAAGGCCCAUUGGACUACUCCGUAUUGACUUCGGGCCGCAGUCGGAUAAUUUGAGUGAAACACCGCAGCGCCAGCAGGAUUAUUAACUGGCUCCCACUUUUCCAAAUUGGCUUUCGACUUUUUGUGGUCGUCCCGCUUUGGGGCUGGUGAGACGGCGUGCGCGCUGGUUUGUCCGUGUUUGGGCUUGUCUGAGGCAAAGCGUUCGGACGGGGGAUCACCUCAGUCGUACGUAAACUCAGAUCUUUGCCGGUGAUACGGCGUAUUUGUGUACUCAAGGGCGAUAACAUCGGCAAAUUUAGGGGCGGUUUAUUUUGCAAUUUGUUGACAGAUUGAUGGAUGGCUGACAGGCAGUAUAAUUCACCGUUCAUUGAUUUGACAGACGGAGUAGAGUGAUCCCGGAGGCGGUCGGGUCCCCUCGCACUGCGGGCUGAAUAGGAGGCGCUUGUUUGCACUUCUCCAGGCUGAGUCUGUGUGUGUGUGAGGAGAGAGGCUGGAGCCACAUCGUGCACAUACACGCACAGGGACGGACCCCAGGGAUAGAUACGGGCGUGCGCGCGGACUGGGACUGGCUCGCAGGCGUGGUAUGUGGAUUACCGAGCGGUGAGGAGAUCUAUUCGGGGAAGCUUACGUCCUUUCUGACCGUGUGUAGUUGGCGUGACGGCCGCUCAGCCGACCCGUGCUAGUGAGAGCGAGGAUCACCACUGGGACUUACGGACCAGCAGGCCCGAUUGGCCGGCGGGCGGGACGAACCCUUACCCCCUAUCUUACCGUGAUGAUACCACGGCUCGUGUCGAGGAUGGAUUUCUUGCUGUUGUUCUUGCUUGUUGUGGGACAGGCUGCGCUAGGCAGAAGUUGCCCUAAGCAGUGUUCUUGCCCAGGGAACAGUCUGGACUGCGGAAACAGAGGACUGAGAGCGGUGCCCAAAGGAAUCCCGCGGAACACAGAGAGAAUAGACUUUGAAGGGAACAACAUUACCAGGAUCGGCAAGAAUGACUUCGCUGGGCUGAGAAACCUGAGAAUUCUCCAACUGCUGAAUAACCAGAUCUCGACGAUCGAAAAGGGCGCCUUUCAGGACCUAGUGUCGCUGGAGCGGCUACGGUUAAAUGGAAACGUUCUGAAGAGUCUCCCAGACCUCCUGUUCUCCAACAUGCCAAGGAUCUAUCGACUUGAUCUGAGCCAUAACCAUAUACAAGUUGUGACAAAGAAAACAUUCAAGGGGGCAAACAAAAUGAAGAACUUGCAACUUGACAACAACAGACUCUCGUGCAUCGAGGAUGGAGCUCUGAGGGGAAUGAAGGAAAUGCAAGUUCUCCGUAUCGCCAACAAUGAGCUGAUCUGUGACUGUCACCUGUCCUGGCUGGCGGAAUGGCUGCGUAUGAGACCGAGGCUCGGACUGUUCACCCGUUGUGCCGCUCCAGCGCUGCUGUCAAACGUGCACGUCGCUGAGCUCCAGAGAAAUGAGUUCCUGUGCAAUGGUGUGGAAGACCACCUGCCCAAGGAGUGCGUGGUUAACGAGAUGUGUCCGGAGCUGUGCAGCUGUGCUGGUGGGAUUGUAGACUGUAGGGACAAGGGUCUCCUGGGCAUCCCCAACGACAUCCCUGCCACUGCUACAGAACUGAGACUGGAACAGAACCAGAUCAGAAGCAUCCCCAGCAAGGCUUUUGCACAGUACAAGAAGCUCAGGAGAAUAGAUUUGAGCAACAAUCAGAUCUCUGACAUUGCUCCUGAUGCUUUCGAAGGUCUCGACACUCUUAAUUCCUUGGUCUUGUAUGGAAACAAGAUUUCUACACUGCCUCCCAAAGUGUUCCAUGGGCUCUUCUCUCUCCAGUUGCUGUUGCUGAAUGCGAACAGAAUUUCCUGCAUACAGACUGAUGCUUUCAAGGACCUUCAUUCCUUGAACCUGCUGUCCCUGUAUGACAACAGGAUUGAAAUGAUCAGCAAGGGAACUUUUGAUCCACUCAGGAACAUCCAGACCCUCCAUCUUGCCCAGAACCCCUUCAUGUGUGACUGUAACCUGCGCUGGCUGGCCCAGUACCUGCAGGACAACCCCAUCGAGACCAGCGGCGCGCGCUGUGUCAUGCCGCGCCGACUCUCACGCAAACGCAUCAGCCAGAUCAAGGUGCACAAGUUCCGCUGCAGCAUGCGAGAGGCCAGAGAGAACGUUGGUGUGAGGAAAGGGUCAGGGCAGUGUAAGGUGGACGAUGACUGUCCUGACCGCUGCAUCUGCGAGGGAACAGUGGUGGACUGCACCAACCGCAAGCUGGACAGCGUGCCAGAUGUCAUACCUUCAUACGCCACUGAACUGCUGCUGGGAGAGAAUGAGAUAGUGAAGGUGCAUGCUUCUGGCAUCUUCAAGAAACUUCCCAACCUAAGGAAGAUAGAUCUUCGAAACAACAAGAUUGUGGAGAUUGAGGAUGAUGCUUUUAUUGGUGCUGAUGGUGUUACUGAACUGCUGCUGACAGAUAACAAGCUGGCCGCGGUGAAUGGGUCCAUGUUUAAUGGACUGACUGGCUUGAAAUCACUGAUGCUGCGGAGUAACCAAAUCAGCUGUGUGAACAACAAGACCUUUGCUGGCCUGGCCUCAGUCAGACUACUCUCCCUGUAUGACAACCGCAUUUCUACAGUCCAGCCCGGUGCCUUCGACUCCCUGAGAAGUCUGGCCACGCUGAACCUUCUGUCCAACCCAUUCAACUGUAACUGCCAUCUUGCCUGGCUGUCCGAGUGGCUGCGGACCAAGCGGGUGGUGACAGGCAACCCCCGCUGCUACAAGCCGUCCUAUCUACGGGAAAUCCCCAUCCAGGACAUCGCUGUCCAGGACUUCAAGUGUGACAUGGAUGAUGAAAACAGCUGUGUUCCCAUCAGCCAUUGCCCGGAGAUGUGCACGUGCACGGGGACCGUGGUGCGCUGCAGCCGCCAGAACCUCACCCAGUUCCCCAAAGACAUCCCCCGUGCCGUCACCGAGCUGUACCUGGACAUGAACCAGAUCAACAUCAUCCCCAACCUGUCGCACCUGAAGCACCUGACCAGGCUAGAUCUGAGUAACAACAUGAUUAGCAAAAUUUCCAACCACGCCAUUGCGAACCUGACACAACUCUCCACGCUGAUUUUGAGCUACAACAACCUGCGCUGCAUCUCUCCUAAGGCAUUUGCUGGGCUCAAGGCUCUCCGGAUCUUGUCUCUCCAUGGAAACCAACUAUCCACCAUCCCACAGGAGGCAUUCAAGGACCUGCAGUCCCUGUCACACAUUGCCCUUGGAGCCAACCCGCUGUACUGUGACUGUCACCUGGUCUGGUUGUCUGACUGGGUGAAGAAAGACUUUAUAGAGCCGGGGAUUGCCAAGUGUGCAGGACCCAAGCACACCAUGGCAGACAAACUCCUGCUCACCGCACCCUCACGCAACUUUGUGUGUUCUGGGAAAAAGGAAGGCCCUGAUGUGGAGAUCCUGGCCAAGUGUGAGCCAUGUCUGUCCAACCCCUGCCAGCACAACGGCUCGUGUGUGGAGGACCCUGGUCUAUCGUACAGCUGCACCUGUCAGGAGGGCUUCACCGGCAGGAACUGUGAAACUAUCCUGAACGAGUGCUUCACCUUCCCCUGUAAGAACUCAGGCACCUGUCACAAAAUGGAGGAGGGCUUCAGAUGUGACUGUGUGGAGGGUUUCGAGGGGGAGGUAUGUGAGGUAAAUGUGGACGACUGUGUGGAACACAUGUGCAUGAACAAUGGCUCCUGUGUGGACGGAGUGGACGGCUACCUGUGCAAGUGUGUGCCAGGAUACGCGGGGCACUACUGCGAACGUGAGGUCGACUUCUGCGAUCCCGGGAAGAACCCUUGUGAGAACGAUGGGAAAUGCAUCAGCGAGGAAGAGAUGUACAGGUGUGAAUGUGCCCAGGGCUGGACAGGCGAGAACUGCACCGAAAACAUUGACGACUGCAUUGAGCACAAGUGUGAGAACGGAGGCAAAUGUAUGGACGGUGUGGAUGAGUACACCUGCGCGUGUCCGGACGGGUUCAGCGGAGUUUACUGUGAGGUCACUCCGGUCAUCAUCCCUCGCACCAGCCCCUGCCAGUAUCAUGACUGUAAGAACGGCGCCCAGUGCAUCGACCAGGACGGCACGUUUGGAUGUCAAUGCAAGCCGGGAUACAAGGGGUCCCGCUGUGAGAACCUUACCAGCGUGUCCUACAUGACCAAAAAUACGUACACCCAGUUCCCGACGCUGAAAAAUCACCCCCACGCCAACAUCACCAUGGUCGUGGCCACCGACCAGGACAAUGGCAUUCUCCUCUACAACGGAAUCAUCGACCACAUUGCGGUGGAGUUGUUCCGUGGUCGUGUGCGCGUGAGCUACGACGUCGGAAACUACCCAGGCUCAACCAUCUACAGCUACCAGACCGUGAACGAUGGGAGAUACCACACCAUUGAGCUUAUUGCAGCAAACCAGAUGGUGAACUUGAGUGUUGACCAUGAAGAGGCCAAGAGCAUGGUGAACACGGGUCUGAACGAGCAGCUGAACCUGAUCACCCCCCUGUACAUUGGUGGGAUGCCGCAGGACGUCAACGCACAGGCUGUCAAGGACUGGCAUGUCAGGAACGGAACCAGCUUCCAUGGUUGUAUUCAGAGUCUCACCAUCAAUGAUAUGGAGGUGAACUUUGAUGGGGGGCUGGUGGUGGAGGGGGUUGUGCCAGGGUGUGGGGAGGACAAACCCGACCCCUGCCAGUCCAACCUGUGCAAACAUGGCACCUGUCGAGCCUUGAGCGACGUCAGCUAUUCCUGCGACUGUGACAAGGGAUUUACAGGAGCGCUGUGUGAAGACAAGGAACCCGACCCCUGUGAGGGUCACAGGUGCUUGCAUGGCACCUGCAAGGUGGUGGAUGAGAGCAGCUACAUGUGUGACUGUGAGCGGGGGUACACAGGCCUGACCUGUGAGCACAAGGCUGACCCCUGUGAGUCCCACAGAUGUGUCCAUGGAGCCUGCCAGGCAGUGGACAACUUUGAGUACACCUGUCAGUGCAAGCCUGGUUACUCAGGACCUCUCUGUGAUCAAAUUGUUGCAAAGGAGGGAGUUGGUCUUGACGAGCCUGCAAAUGCUGACCUUCGCUGUGCCAGCGAGCGGUUCCGGGAGUACAUCGAGGUCGUUCAAGGCCUGUCCGUCUGCCGCAGCCGAAAAAGAGUGGGGAACGUCCGCUGUAGCGGCCUCUGCUCCAACGGUCUCUGCUGUAAACCAACAAGGUUCAAAUCCCGGCGGACCAGAGUCUACUGCCCAGAUGGAACGAGUUUCAAGCAGGGGUGGACGAGAGUUCUAGAGUGUGGAUGCCAGGAAUGCUAAAGUCCAGAAAUGUCGUCUUAAAAAGUAUAAGAGAAAAGCUGAAGGACUGGACAGAAUAGAUGGCAUAUGUAAGUGUAAAAAAGAGGAAUUGUAAAAUGACCAGGAGAGGUCCACCCCGUGUGAACGUUGAUUCCCACAGGCCAGAGGACCUUGUGUAUAUGCAAGAGAUUUCUGUUUGGGCAAGGAAACCAAGCCAUUACCUCAUUUCAUAAUGAUUUGCUUCGUAAAUAUUGUGGGAAAUUCUCAAGAAGAGGGCUGGAUUCUACUUAGCUUUCUUUCACUCGUGAGUUUAGAGCAUUCCUGGUAGUAGCCGUAAAAUUUGCCAAGUCUGUACUGGGGAGGUUUACAGGAUUUCAGUGAUGACUGGAAAGCAGAAGGGUGGACAAAUUAGCCAAGACUUGGACCUGUAUAUAGUACUAGUUGGCACAUCAGUUGGUGUAUUUAGUAUCUGCUAUAAUUUUACAUUUUGGCAAGUUUGGUGAAACCAACUUGGAUGUGUGGAUAACAGACAAGUUCUGCUAAUCAUGGAAUGCAUGGAGAAAAUCAUGUUUUUAUUCCUUGUGAUGACUGUGUUAGACCGGACAUUCUGGUUUGGAUGUCCAUAGUUGCAGCGGGCUGUAUUUAAGGCAAUUCUGCUUUGUUGCUUCUAAUUCCCGAGGGGGAUGUUGGAACAGCCCUAGUUCUGGAGAGGGGUUGUUGGAAUAGCUCUGUCAGACUUAUUCAACACAGAUUGGACAUGGACUAAAGAUAGAUUCAUGAACUACAUAAGCCCCUGUAUCUAUGACACCUUAAACUGAAAUUUUUUCUUGACAUCUAUGAAAUUGUUGGAACUGAACUGAAUCGAUGUUUCAUGGAAUUAAGCUGUUGGAGCAUAUUGUGACAACAUAGUGCUUCCAUUGUAAUGUCUGUGUGCAAUAAGUCUGACAAGGGCUGAAAAAUAUGUCUCAUUGUAAUAUAUGGGUUUUCAGUGUUUGAAAAAUAAUGGUGAUGAUUAUGAGUGAUCCCUCUAAAAUGUAACAAAAUUAGUGAUUGAGUCGUCCAAAUCCCAGCAUCGGAGGUUGUCAGUAUUAUUGAUUAAUCUGUGUAUAACAUACCACAGGGCAAACAUAUUUUAUAUUACUGUUAUUUAUUCUGUGGUCAUUAUUUUUGUACCAGUGGUUUAGUGUUUGUCAUCCCUGUAGAAUGUUGCUGCCAACAAUGUGAAAACACUUAUGUAUGUAACAGUGUCUACUGUAGGAAAAUUUUAGAUAUAUAAGUUAUACAUAUUAUAUAUAUAUAUACACGGAACACAAACUUCAUCUGAUAUUCCAUGUGUAUAAUAGGAUGUCUUUACUAAGGUUGGAUGCCAUUGAAUUUCUUGUACAUUUGUUAACCAAUCUUUGUGUGUGUAUGAGGGAACACAGAAAAGUGUAUCAUUGCGUAGAAUCCAAGCUUUACAUGAUUGUUUAGUCCUGCUUAGCUGUGCGACACAACAAGACGGUACCUUUCCUCGAUAUGCGCAUGGCAACAGUACACGUAACAUACACGUAACUAUGUAGGAAAGCUUUCCCAGAUCUUAAUGGUAACAUUUACAUGUAAAGUGCUGCAUUGUAAAGACAAAUUAGCAUGACGUUAGGCUGCUACAAUGCCAGACUAGUUAGUCUGCCAUACAGAAACAAAGUCCUCAUGCAGAGAUGUUGUACAAAUGGUUGUAGGUCUUAACGUUGAAAAUCUAGCAUUAACUUGCAAUGGAGAUUUUUAUUGUAUUUAUCACUAUUAUGCCACAUAAAUCAAUAAAUUAUAAAACCUGAUGCCAAGGCUUGACUCCUUGCUUGUGACAUCAAUGAAGACAAAAUAAAUCUGACCUUCAUAGAGUUA